This is a messenger RNA of Amoebophrya sp. A120, 2457 nucleotides long. Lineage: Eukaryota; Dinophyceae; Syndiniales; Amoebophryaceae. The record is from the annotation of a GenBank genome assembly.
AUGUUACCUUCGACAAAUUUUUCCGCCGCAUUGUCCGAAGCUCCGCCGCUUGACGAUAAGGCCGCCGAAUCCAGCACGCAAGCGCAGAACAAGUAUUUUUAGCUCCUGUUAUGAUAUGUACUCUCUUAGCUGCUGCUCCUUGUUCAUCUAUUGAUAUCGAUUGUUUUUUUAGUCUAAAAGUGGCCGAAGCUGCAGAUACAUAAACCUUCAGGGUUGAAGGGUUUUUAAGCUAGCAGGGCUCCCAUUUUGAAUUGAAACGCAAGCUGGAAAAGUGCGUCCAGCCAAAAAUUGUUUCCCUUUUAUUUUGUGGUUCUCGACGAAAAUAAGAAAGUCGACGCAGACCGAUGCAUAGUACGUGACUGCUGUGAUAAUAUUACAUCAUCCCACAACUCUACAGAUCCGCCAUAUUACCUGAGGAUGCGUGGAUUGCGAAGCUGAAUGAGGACAGGAAAAAUGCAUACUUCAAGUUUGAAUGGAUAUGGAGCGCGUCUCCACCGCCUGUUGACGCAACAAAUAAGAUAUCUUCGGCUGCCGGACAGCAAGCACCGUCUGGCGCCGCAGCGGAGCAUGUUGACAGAAGCAAGAAGCGAAAACGCGACGACCAAGAAGCUGGCACUGUGGACGACCACAGAAAUGGCGACACGAAAAAGAAAAAACGAGAAAAAGGAAAAGACGGUGCAGCUGUGGUUUUAGCAGGUGCUGGUGACGAUGGUGGAGAAAACGCGGCAGCGAAAAAAAGAAAGCACUCUAAAAAGGAGCGAAAAGACAGCAGUGCCAACAUCAAGGAUGGGUCUGACUCAGAUGCGGACGAGAAGAGGAAGAAGAAAAAGAAAGGCAAAAAAGCCGCGUCUUCUGAUGAGGAAGAUAGUGAAGAUAGUGCUGACAGUUCAGCUUCAUCUUCAAGCGACCGCAAAAAGAAGAAAAAAAGCAAAAAAAAGAAAAAAACCAAGAAGGCAAAGGACAGCAAGAAAAAGAAGAGUAAAAAGAAGAAGAGAAAACGCGCCUCGUCCUCCUCUAGCAAUGCAAGCGACAGUGACGUGGCAUCUUCGAAGAAUUCUUCUGACGACAGCGAUGAGGACGACAGCAACGGAUCCGACUCGGGCAGUGAGGUGGACCUCGAUCCGCGGCUGCUGCCGAAGGUUCUCGACUGGCGAGAAAAGGAGAGCGUGACCGCCGAGGAGGCACUUGAAGCCAGGAAGCCGGGCAAUAACAGCGGCAAGAGCAUAUCGCGAUAAAAAAUGUCCCCCCGCCACAUACUGAGCGACAGAUUUUUUCUCACAUGCUGCGUAGUGCAAAAAGCAACUUUUGCAUCACAAAGAAAGAACGCCCCGCAGCCGCUUUCUCACGAGAGUUAAUAUGUGCGGGCAUUUUCCUGAAUCAUAAAUUAAGUAUGCCGAUCCGGCGGGCACGCGUGCCGCGCCCCCAUGUUUCUCUUGCCGACAUUAUUUGUAUCGCGGUGGGAGCUCCGCACUAGAAAAACUUACAUUUGGUAUGUCGCUGCAAAACACGUCCUUGCCUCCAAAUUUUAAUUUGGAUGGCAAGGUUAUGCUUAUGCUUUAUGUUUUGUUCUUGCCACCACAGUUCCCCUCCUCUCCCAGCUCAGUGUUGCGUGCACGACACAAAAUAUCGGGCCGCAAAGAUUUUUAUUUUUUCGUCUGGUAGUGGCAGUGGGGACUGUUUCAUUUUGAUAGAUGAAGGGGAGCAACCAGUCCGGCGCCGUCGCGGGAGCAGGCGGGAACGCCGCCGAAGACGAUGAGUCGGACAGCUCGGACUUGGAAAACCCCGGGCCGCAGAUGAGCCGCGAGGAGAGGGAAAUCCAGAGCCAGAGCUUCAAUUACGGGCACGCGCUGCUGCCGGGCGAGGGCGCCGCCAUGGCCCAGUUUGUGCAGAACAAGCAGCGGAUCCCGCGGCGUGGGGAGGUGGGUAUCUCCCACGAGCAGAUCGAGGGCCUGGAGAAUCUGGGCUACGUCAUGUCCGGUAGUCGUCACAAACGCAUGAACGCGGUGCGUCUCCGGAAAGAGAACCAAAUCUAUACGGCGGAGGAGCAGCGAGCGCUGGCUUUGUUCAACUACGAAGAAAAGCAGGAGAAGGAAAAGGAGACCAUCGCCGGACUCAAAGACAUGCUUUCGAAGCGCCAGGAAGAAAUUCACGACGAAAAGACCGCCAUCGACCAGCUUGCAAAGUCGUUCGGCAAGGCCGACUGAUCGAUUGAUCGCUCUAGUAACGAUGGUUGCAGCUGCAGCUGUGGUGCUGCCGCAAACAGACUUCUCUCUGGUUCUGCCGCGCGGCAAGAAAAAGCAAACAGUUCAGUACACACUAGACCUGGAGCAAUGACAUCAAUGUGUAGGAGGUAAAGGUUUACAUUCAUAGAAUGGACGACAAGAAUGAUAAUGAUACAUCAAGGCGAGGAGCUUGAAUCCGCACCGCAACGUGUGGCGCGUUCUUUUUGGAAGAGGC